AUGCCGCGGCUCGGCGGGGGCUGGCCGGCGGCUCCGUGCCUCUCCCCGGCCUCCGCUGCCGUCCUGUUGGGCGUCCUGUGCCUGCCCGGGGCGCCGGCCUCCUCCCUGCUCACAGGAUCAGUUGCGAAAUGUGAAAAUGAAGGGGAAAUUCUGCAGAUACCUUUUAUCACAGACAACCCUUGUAUAAUGUGUAUAUGCCUGAAUAAGGAAGUGACAUGCAAAAGGGAGAAGUGUCCAGUGCUCUCCAAGGACUGUGCUCUCGUCAUUAAGCAGAGAGGAGCUUGCUGUGAGCGUUGCAAAGAUUGCAGUUUUGGAGGACAUAUGUACAACAGCUCCAUGCAAUGGCACCUCCCAAGCAAUCCCUGUGUUACAUACCAGUGCCAGGAAGGAGUGAUAGUAGAAUCAGAAGUACAGUGUGUUGUUCAUUGCAAAAACCCUUCCAAACACAGAGGAAUGUGUUGUCCUGUGUGUCCAGGUUGUGUAUUUGAAGGAAGACUUUACAAUGAAGGAGAAGAAUUCAUGCCUGAAGGAAAUAAAUGUACCAAGUGCUCUUGUAUUGAUGGCAGGACUCGGUGUAUCCGAGAAGUCUGCCCCAUUCUCUCAUGCCCCCAGCACCUCAGUCACAUUCCUGCUGGACAGUGUUGCCCCAAAUGCUUAGGACAGAGGAAAGUAUUUGACCUCCCACUUGGAAGCUGCCUCUUUCACAGCAAUGUGUAUGAUAAUGGUUCCUCAUUUAUAUAUGACAACUGCACAGCAUGUACAUGCAAGGAUUCAACAGUGAUAUGUAAGAAAAGGUGCUUCCUUCCUGGUGAAUGCAAUAAAAACAAAGACCACUGCUGCAAGGAGUGUGUCUCAUACAUCUCUCCUGAGGAGGUGAAAGUGUGCAAGUUUGGCAAUAAGAUCUUCCAGGAUGGAGAGAUGUGGUCCUCUGUGAACUGUACCAUCUGUGCUUGUGUGAAAGGCAAGACAGAAUGUCGCAAGAAACAGUGCAUUCCAGUCAGCAGCUGUCCUCAUGGUAAAAUCCUGAACAGAAAAGGAUGCUGUCCGAUUUGCACUGAAAAGCCUGGAGUUUGCACUGUAUUUGGAGAUCCUCACUACAACACUUUUGAUGGACGGACAUUUAACUUUCAGGGAACAUGUCAGUACGUUUUGACAAAAGACUGCUCCUCCUCUGCCUCGCCCUUUCAGGUGCUGGUGAAAAAUGAUGCCCGUCGGACCCGUUCUUUCUCCUGGACAAAGUCAGUGGACCUUGUGUUGGGCAGAAGUAUAAUCAGCCUCCAGCAGCACCUCACAGUGAAGUGGAAUGGGACCCAAAUUUCACUACCUUGUGAGACACCACAUUUUCAGAUCAAUUUGGAUGGUUAUUUGCUGAAAGUGACAACCAAAGCAGGCUUGGAAAUCUCAUGGGAUGGAGACAGUUUUGUGGAAGUCAUGGCUGCACCUCAUCUGAAAGGCAAACUUUGUGGUCUGUGUGGCAAUUACAAUGGGCACAAGCGAGAUGAUCUGAUUGGGAGGGAUGGGAAUUUCAAGUUUGAUGUGGAUGACUUUGCUGAAUCCUGGCGUGUGGAGUCCAAUGAGUUCUGCAGCCGCUUGCUGAGAAAACCUGUACCUGAACUCUGUCAUGGGGCAGUCAGGGUGAAACUCCGAGCUCACCGGGAAUGCCAGAAACUCAAAGCGUGGGAGUUCCAGAGCUGUCAUUCAACAGUGGAUUAUACCACAUUUUAUCGGUCCUGUGUGACAGACAUGUGUGAGUGUCCAAUCCAUAAAAACUGCUACUGUGAGUCAUUCCUGGCGUAUGCCCGAGCCUGUCAGAGGGAAGGGCUGAAAGUCCAGUGGGUGCCGGAGCAGAACUGCGCAGCAACCCAAUGUAAACACGGUGCAGUUUAUGAUACCUGUGGUCCAGGAUGUGUCAAAACAUGUGACAACUGGAAUGAAAUUGGACCAUGCAACAAGCCCUGUGUUGCAGGGUGUCACUGCCCGGCAAAUUUAGUUCUUCACAGAGGAAGAUGCAUCAAACCAGUCCUGUGCCCUCAGCGGUGA
Messenger RNA from Cinclus cinclus, 2040 nucleotides. It is a transcript of the gene BMPER, whose product is annotated as BMP binding endothelial regulator. NCBI's taxonomy places the organism in Eukaryota, Metazoa, Chordata, Aves, Passeriformes, Cinclidae. Gene Ontology annotation, molecular function: protein binding. Bases 1 to 2040 code for a protein of 679 amino acids. The transcript is spliced from 15 exons. The record is from RefSeq and is a predicted model, not a curated record.